UUGAUCAAAGGGGGAUAGAGGCCAACCUAGAGAAGAUACAGGCGGUUAUUGACAUGAAUUUCACCUCGCACUGUAAAGGAAGUACAGAUAUUAACCGGUUGUCUGGCGACAUUGGGGAGAUACCUCAGCCGGUCAGGCGACAAGUGCCUCUAUUUCUUCCAAGCAAUCAGAAAGAAGACCAUGUUUGAAUGGGGGGAUGAUGCUAAGGCAUCCUUCCAAAAAUUGAAAGAGCAUUUGCAUUCCCUGCCAAGGCUUGUCAACCCUUUACCCAAGGAGACGCUUUACAUGUACUUAGCCAUUUCAGAUCAUUCUCUCAGUGUCGUUCUCCUUGCUGAGAGAAACGACAAUCAGCUCCCGGUCUAUUUCAUUAGCCAUAUGCUUCGAAAUGCAGAGCUCUGGUACUCUAUGAUUGAAAAAUUCGGUCUCGCCUUGUUCAUGACAGUCAAGAAGUUGAAACCUUACUUCUUGGCACAUCCGGUGGUAGUCUAUACAGAUUAACCCCUCAAGCGGUCAAUGACAACUUUAGAGUCAUCCGGCCGAAUGCUUAAAUGGGCUAUUGAAAUGCAAAGUCUUGAAAUCUCUUUCGAACCGAGGAAGGCAGUGAAGGAACAGGCGUUCACACUUCAUUAUUGAAAUGCCAAGGCCAGUUGAGCCGGAAAAUCUUGAUCAUAUUUGAAAGGUGUAUGUAGACGGGAGCUCUACUAUGAAUGGAUGUGGUGCAGGGAUAAUAUGUCAGUCUCCUGAGGAGGACAAGUAUGAAUAUGCACUGAGGUUUUAGUUCCAGGCCUCGAAUAAUGAGGCAGAACAUGAAGCCUUGUUAGCUGGCAUCCGCAUGUGCAAGGCGGCAGGGGCAAGAAAAAUUGAUGCCUGCUUUGAUUCUCAAUUGGUUGUUAGCCAAUACCAUGGUCACUAUGAGGCCACUCAUCCGGCUAUGAUCAAGUACUUGCAGGCUGUCAGGACAGAAGCUGGGACACUUGAUGAAUUUCAUCUAAGUCAAGUGCCCCCGUCGGAGAACAAUCAGGCAGAUGCUCUUUCCAAGUUGGCAUCAUUCGCCUCCUGUCAUACACCUUAGUCAGUCUUCUGGGAGGUAAUGGAAAAGCGAAGUAUUGAGGAAGAUCCCAUUGGCGUUCUUAACCGGAGUUCAACCUAGAUGGACGGUGUUUCGGGGUUUUUUGAUGUGUCCUGCGGGAGAGUUACGAUUCCAAGACUAAGCUGCCGGUGCCUGUACCUGGAAGAUCACGAAGACUCCGGUUGGUAGGAGCUUCGCCUCCGACGAUCAAAUUAGUAUACGUACAGGAGAAAAGAAUACGGAAUAGGUUAAAUUCUUCUCGCUGAUUGGGAGAAUUCCGCAAUUAAUAUUGCUCGGUAAUAGUGUUUAUAUUUUUGAAUGCCCCAUUAAUGAGGUUUGCCCCACUAUUUAUAGUAGGACAGACAAGUCCCCCAUGGAGGGUACCAAGGACACGUGUCAAUAGGGGAUUGGAGCCCUUUUGACUAAUGGUGAUGCGCCACGUGUCACCAGCCUAUUGGGCCACAUGUCUAGGAUAAUUUUUACCCUAAACAUUUGCCCUUCAUAGGUGCUGACGUGGCUGUGCCACAUGGCACCUGUGAAGAACUCUUUUUUUUUUUUUAAUCUCUUGGAUUAUGGCUGUUUGGGUGAAAAGGCGGGAAAAGCAGAAGGUGAAGAGUCGGGACUCUUCGCCUUCUGAGGAGAGGCCUAUAAAUAGGCAAGUCCCCUCCUCGAACCCUCAUUUACUAACUUUGCGAAUUUUUUGAUUUUCGAGAGCAACCGGUAUUUGAGAGUAUUUCUGAGAUAAACACUGCGUGAUCAUCCGGUUUACAACCGUCUGAGGGGUUGGAUAGCAAGCCAAAUUUUCACCUACACUUCAAACAACACAGCCGGCUCAAGUGACGCCUGUGUCUUUGCAAGCAAUCCCAAGAAAUUCUUAGCGACCAAGCGGUUUUUCUCCUUCUUUCUUUUAGGUACCGCCUCUAUUCUUUCAAGCUCUUCCAUGUAUUUUCGCUUGAUUCUUUUGUUUAUUUUCUCGUUUAUAUGUCCCAUAGUUAGAUGGACCUUUUAUACCCCCAUCCGGAACAUAAUAAUGAGACCAGCCGGUCUAUUAGUAUGGCUGAGUCCAGAAUUGGAAACACCGACUGUAACCUCUUGGAUUUGCCUUGUUUAUCUCCCAAUCCGACCGUCUCCGUGUCUGUGCAGGACACAAUGGCCAGAACCAGGAAGACGGUUGUGGACCCCAAUUAUAGAGGCGGUGGCUCUGACGAGUUGCCGCCUGAUGAGAGGGCCCCUAAUGAGACAGCCAUGGGAUCUCCUAGAGGUAUUCCCAGCACGCCUAGUGAUAGCAUUCUAGGCUCUGGUCAGGGAGGCGGUGAGGAAGUCGCCUCCGUUGAACGAAGAAACUCAUCCCAAGAGGCAUCCUCCUCUGCUUCUGGCUCUACUCUCGAUCCCGUGGAGAGGAGCUCUAUCUAUCUAACGCCAUCCGUUGAUAGUGAGGAGGAGGAGAGACCCUCCUGGCAAACCAAGGGUGAUCCUUUGAUGAUCACCGUCUCUACCAAAGACAGAGCCAUGAUGCAGAACAAUUUGGCCGAUUUCGUCCUCAAGCGGCCCCUUGGAACGGGAUAUAGACUGGUGGUCCCGCCUGCGAAGGGGACAAUUGCUUGGGAAGAUGACCAGUGCAAUGCAGACGACUGGUUUGGCUGCUACGAGGCGGCAUUCUUGGCGGGGCUCCGCUUCCCCCUUCAUGACACAAUAAAGGCCAUACUAAGGGGGUAUGGCUUGGGCAUCUGGCAACUCACCCCCAAAUGUUGGGUGAAUAUUCUCGGGUACAUCGCCGCCUGCGAAAUGCAGGAUCUGAACCCCGGAUGGGAGGCGUUUGCCCAUAUGCACUACUUGAGUAGGAGCCCAGGCGGCUGGAGAGCCUGGUACACCCUGACCACCUACCCCCAGUACCUUAUGACACUUGACAAACCGUCUAAGUGGUUGGACUGGAAGAGCCACUUCUACCUGGUCAAGGCUCCUACAAAUGAGGAAAACAGAGAGUUCCCGACAUACAACCGGAAACCUGAACUUUUGGGGCAGAAAUGCCAGAUGCCCCCAGUGCCGGAGAGGGAUAGGGAAGCAAUCCUGGACUCCCACUUUUUUGAGCUCGUCCCUUCCACCCUCUCAACCGGAGAGGUAAUAAGGGUGCCCAAACAUGAGUUUCUAAGGGACGAGGCCUUUUUGUCCGCCUGCGGGCUUAGCAGCAUGUUCGAAAAACGUAGGUUAAAAGCCUCAUCCGGCGUGUUAAUGCUGGAUGACUAUUUUCUCUUGAUUACAAUGCUUGUUUGCUAUUGUCUUGACCUUGACCGGACGUAUUUGAUUUGUGUUUUGCAGAAGAAGCAAAGAACAUGUUGCCAACAGAGAAAAUGCCUGCUAGGAAGGCUUCAGACAUCCGCAAGGAGAAUCUGGAGAAAAAGCUUGCUGCUCAGGCGGCUAAGAAGGAUGGGAGCAAAGCUCCUCGCUCCUUGCAAAAGCAGAUUCGGCCGAAGCCGACUGUAGAGGAGCCUGCAUCUAAGGUGCAAAAGACCACAUCCACCGCCUGGCCCUCUACCGGCGGUAAAUCAAUAAAUACGCAAACAAGAGGAGGUAAGGAGAGCCAAACGUUCUGCGGAUGACGCACAUAACGUUGCUGAAUAUUCAAUGAUUGUGCAUGACUUAGAAACUAAAUCUAUAAUCAUGCGACAGGUGGACCAGGUUAAGACCCUCCAAAAUGCCCUCAAUGAGUCCAAGAACAAAUUGGACAAUCUCAAGGUGGUGUUGGACAAUGCCGAGAAGGAGCUCAAGGACCAUGAGGAGCCCCUCAAACGGCUAGAUCAGGCGGAGAAGACAAGCACCCGCCUACAGAAAGAGAAUGACCGCCUGAUCAAAGAGGCAGCUGCUGCAAAGGGCAACUUCCAGGCCACCCUUGAAGCAGAACAGAACCGGCUCAUUGAGGAGAAUGAGCAAGACUGCGAGAACAGAAUGAAGAGGGCGUUCUCCAUUAUCCAUCCGGGUACAGACUACAACGUCUGGGAGCUCGCCUACAAAUAUGCAGAUCUCGCCAUUCUGGCUGAAGAGGGGGGUCAGCCGGGGCCUGAACCCUAUGAGAAGUGGGUUGAGGCGGAGUUCAAAAGGAUGGAGGAGGAAGCGGCUGCUAAUGAGGAGGCAAUUGAAGAUGAAGUUGCUCCUGGCUCCGUCCCCACCAUUGAUCCGUCACACCCGGAAGGGACUCAGGCUUCGGAGGACCGGGUGACCGUGCAGAUAGAAUAGCAACGACCUCCCGGCCUGCGCGCCAAGCAUUAUCUUGUAAUCGCGCCGGAUGAGUCGGCUUACUCUGCCAUUGUAUUUUAUUUUGAAUAUUAAUAUAUAUAUUUUCCCACCGGCUGUGCCGGUUUUGUUGAA
Molecule: messenger RNA, 4432 nt
Organism: Chenopodium quinoa (quinoa)
Lineage: Eukaryota; Viridiplantae; Streptophyta; Magnoliopsida; Caryophyllales; Amaranthaceae
Exons: 2
Coding region: 2066-3550 (494 amino acids)
Source: RefSeq, a predicted model, not a curated record